Molecule: messenger RNA, 941 nt
Organism: Herpailurus yagouaroundi (jaguarundi)
Lineage: Eukaryota; Metazoa; Chordata; Mammalia; Carnivora; Felidae
Product: lymphocyte antigen 6H
Exons: 5
Coding region: 280-702 (140 amino acids)
Biological process (GO): acetylcholine receptor signaling pathway
Cellular component (GO): plasma membrane
Molecular function (GO): acetylcholine receptor binding; acetylcholine receptor inhibitor activity
Source: RefSeq, a predicted model, not a curated record
GAGGCGGGGACGGCUGGCCUGGGGAAGGCCCCUUCGCUGGGAGUCUGCGAACGAGGGCCUGAGCGAAUCACCUCCGCUGUUACCCGCCUCCGUCCCUGCGUCUUUGGAGACCGAAGGGCACCGCUCCCCGCGCCUCCCGGAGCCCCGGAGCCGCGAGCCCCCCCAGGGAUGUGAGUGCGCCCCGGACCCGAAGCCCGCGCUCCACGCCUCGACCUGCGGCCUGCGCCCCGGAGGACCUCCGCCCACAACCCCCGCGCCUUCCCGAGGCCCGCCUGGAGCAUGCCGCCUGCAGCCAUGAACGGCCUGGGCCUGGUGCUGCUGGCCGCCCUGCUGUGCUCUGCGCCCGCUCACGGCCUGUGGUGCCAGGACUGCACCCUGACCACCAACUCGAGCCACUGCACCCCGAAGCAGUGCCAGCCGUCCGACACGGUGUGCGCCAGCGUCCGGAUCACAGACCCCAGCAGCAGCAGGAAGGACCAUUCCGUGAACAAGAUGUGCGCCUCGUCCUGCGACUUCGUUAAGCGGCACUUCUUCUCGGACUAUCUGAUGGGCUUCAUUAACUCUGGGAUCUUACAAGUCGAUGUGGACUGCUGCGGGACGGAUCUGUGCAACGGGGGGCCGAGGGCGGGGGGUGGCCCCUGGGCCCUGGCGGGGGGGCUGCUGCUCAGCCUGGGGCCGGCCCUCCUCUGGGCUGGGCCCUGAGGCCCUCCCCCUCCCACAGGGCUUCCAGCUGACCCCCCCUCCCUGAGACUCGAGGCCUCCCUCUCUCUCCACCAGCUCCGAGUCCCAGCCGGCAGGAUGUGUCUCCGGACCCCGGGGGUGCAGGCAGGGGGCUGGGACCCCCAGGUCUCCGAGGGAAAGGCAGGCAGAGCCAGGCCCAGCCCCACAGCCUGGCUGUGAGGGCGUCUUCCGCGGAGAAAUAAAGUCGCUUCUGGUCCAGA